CUUCCAUCUUUCCCCUUCUCAACUUUUGCAACAAACUUGUCACCAAAUCAUCUACAUCAAUCAACUCAUCGAACCUAUUCGACAUCAUCGAGUCACAUCUGGCGUGUCAUCACUCACUUCUUACAUAAACAGGCGGCGACUUCAUUCUCUCUACUACCGUCGCUUUCGCUUCCUGCGUCUCUCAUCUCGCCCGGUAUCCGCCGCUCUGAUAACACCCGACUUCACAAAACGUCAUCAUGUCGGCUUCGGUCCAGAACAACGUCGAUAUCGACGCCCUCCUCGACCUCACAGAGUACGAGAACGUCUCGAAUUACCAGUCUCCUUCGACCUCAGUCUCGCCCUCAGCGACCGCGAAGCCUACCUUCACAAGCCCCGUUACCGCGGCCGUGUCAGUGCCCGCAGCUACCACAACCACACAGACCUUGAGCGGUCCCAGUCACAACUAUGAUCUGUACCGACAACAGACUGGCUUUGUGCCCGGUGCGCUCGCAAACACCAUGGCGGUGAACCAGACCAACAACACUGGUUACCAGGACUUUGGCAGCAUCGACUAUCUUUCCACCUUUAGCCCCGAGAACGAUAUGUUUGACUUCAACACCUCGCCUUCUCAAGGAACUCUGGGUGCUUCGGAUAUCGAUAUGGACUUCGAGUCCCCUGCCGAUUCGCAGCAAUUCUUCACCAUCAACCCUAGCAACAUCGAGCAGGAUGCCAGCCUGCCAUCGCCACCUGUUCUGCCCACCCAGACCAACAAUGUCGGCCGUCUCUGGCCUGGCGCCCACUCUCAGGCUGCCCUCGCCAAGGCUCAAGCUGAGCAGCGUCACCAGCAGCGUCUGAUCCAGCAGCAGCAGCAGGCUCAGCGACAGAGCCCCCAGGCCAAGUCUCGCGGCAAGGCUCCUCAGCCUACCGACCCCAUCGUCGAGCAGAAGAUCACUCAGCUCCUCAACUCGAUGCGGGCCAAGCCCUCCAUGCCUGAUGGUCAGGGCCAGAGCCCCAUGACCAACCUUCCCCGCGCCAAGAAGGACGAGGAUGACAUGGAUGAGGAUGAGCGACUCCUGGCCAGCGAGGAGGGCAAGAAGCUCAGCAGCAAGGAGCGCCGCCAGCUUCGCAACAAGGUUUCAGCUCGUGCUUUCCGUUCCCGCAGAAAGGAAUACAUCUCUCAGCUCGAGAGUGAAAUCGCCAACAAGGUCAAUGAGAAUGGUGAUCUCCGAUCCCAGAACCGGGCCCUCGUCGAGGAGAACAAGCGUCUCACCGACCUGACCCGCAUGCUUCUGUCCUCGUCUUCAUUCUCCAACUUCCUGGACACCCUCAGCAACAACCCUGCCGCCUCUACCGCCCCUACUCCUCAGCUCAAGGUUGAGCCUCAGCAGGAGCAGCGCCAGAUGCCCAAGGACAUCAACCCUUACAACGCCCAGCAAUCUCAGCAGCAGCAGAUUGGCAUGGCCAUGAUCCCUGAGCAGAAUAUGGACUUCUCCAUGCUCAGCCUGGACAACACCUACAACUUCCAGCCUCAGGUCUUUGUCGUCGACACCCCUGAGGUGCCCGCUCUUGAUGCCGCUGUUCUAUCUGGAAAGACCUCCAACUUUGUUGAGCCUGCUUUUGAUUCCGAGGAUGAGAAGGUCGACAUGCCCAUCAUCGAGCGGCCUGUUGAGAAGCCUCAAGUGUCUGAGCCUGUCGAGGCUGUCCCUGUCGACGCUGAGUUUGAGUCUGAUCCCGAUUUCGCCCUGUUCCACAACGAGCCUGCCACUACCACUGAGCAGCCCAAGGAGCUCGACACUGAGUGUCUCUCCAACGUCGACCUCUUUGGUGGCAUUGAAUCUGAGAAGGUUCUCUCGCGCCUGGAGCUUGUCGAUGCCAGUGAGGAAGAGACCACAGCUGCUCUGGCCAUGCUUCGAGUUGAACGCAUCUGCGCCAGCACCCAGGCCGUUGUGUCAAGGUUAGAGCUUCUCACCCUUGACAUGUAAAUGUAGUUGGAAUAGGAUUGCAAAGGGAGGAACAGAACAGGACAUACAAAACUAGCGAUUUCAUUUUCCUUUGUCACAUAUGGAAACCAUAGCGGAUUGGGAACGGACACCACGGCGUUUUGGCAGAUGGACGGAUCACCCAUAGGCGGUGCCCCCUACAUAAUUUGAUUGAUACUGGCGGGAUUACGAGUGAUGACCCCGAGGAUUUAGUUGUGUACAGUUAGAUAGAUAGGCCUACCGCCGCUCGAUAUCAGAAUCCAGACUUGAAGUCUA
This is a messenger RNA of Fusarium vanettenii 77-13-4, 2234 nucleotides long. RefSeq lists its product as uncharacterized. Gene Ontology annotation, molecular function: DNA-binding transcription factor activity. Gene Ontology annotation, biological process: regulation of DNA-templated transcription. The coding region runs from base 237 to 1961 and encodes 574 amino acids. NCBI's taxonomy places the organism in Eukaryota, Fungi, Ascomycota, Sordariomycetes, Hypocreales, Nectriaceae. The transcript has 2 exons. The record is from RefSeq and is a predicted model, not a curated record.